CCUAUAGUUUUGGAGUUACUUUUGAAUUCUGGUCUUUUCUUACAAACGCCUAUAAAUUCACAUGAAACAUAAACAAAUAAGCAAGUCUUUUAUUUAGAUGGGUCAAAAAAAAAACUUGAUAUAAUUCAGAUGAAGAAGAUCAGUAACACAGAGAAUGACGUACAGCUGCCCCCUGUUGGCUCCAGUUCAGCAGUGUGACAGCAGCUGCUGCUGUCAGUCAGUUUUACUGCAGAGAGUCGCAGCAGUAUGUCCGCAGAGAGCUAGAAAUGUGUGGUGAGUUGAGGGUCGGGUUGGGGUGGCUGGACUAGAAGUUGGAAAACACUUUAUUUGUGUGUAACUUAAAACUGCAGAGGGUGGCAGCCUGCUAGAUAUCUGGAUCCAGACUGACCCAACACAAAGGACUGUAAGCCGAGAACAGCUGCUGGCUCGUUUGACUCUUUUUUUAAGGGUGCUCUCGCCCUCCUGCUCGGACUCCUACAGAUACUAAGACUCAACAGUCCAAGGCCAUGGAGGACUCCAGCACCAAAGACGAAGGUGCUGCUGUGGAUGCAGAGCUCGCCAAAGCCAUCAUGGCUCGGCAGUUCUCACCCUCUCUCAUUGGAACGGAGGCCUGGGAGGGAUACAAAUUUUCUGAUAUGGAGAUCCGCAUCAAAGAGUCCACAGACCUCUAUGGAGCUGUACUCUGGCCCUCGGCGAUGGUGUUGUGUCAUUUCUUAGAGACCAACCGAGACAAAUACAACCUGAUGGACAAAAAUGUGAUUGAACUGGGAGCUGGGACCGGGCUCGUCACCAUCGUAUCCAGCCUCUUAGGUGCCAGGGUGACCUCUACUGACCUACCCGAUGUGUUGGGGAACCUCCGAUACAAUGUUAUGCGCAACACUAAGGACCGAUGCAGGUACAUCCCUGUGGUCACCGAGCUCAUCUGGGGGCAGCAGGAGGUGGAGCAGCGUUUCCCCCGUGCCACACACUCUUUCGACUACAUCCUGGCAGCCGACGUGGUGUACUCCCAUCCUUACCUGGAUGAGCUGAUGGACACCUUCGACUACCUGUGCCAGGAAAACACACAGAUCCUGUGGGCCAUGCGCUUUCGUCUGGACCCAGAAAACAGCUUUGUGGAUCGCUUUCAGCAGCGCUUCCAUAUGGAGCAGCUAUACGACCUCCCUAGUCUGAGUAUCAAACUGUACCGAGCCUGGAGGAAGGACAGGAGGACUAAGGACCAAGGAGAGGCUGCUGCCUGAACACACCAAAAUAAAUAUUCACUGGGACUGAAGGGAAAUGUUUUUAUUUAUUCUGUAAUGUUACAUGUUUACAUGGAUAUCACACAAUAUCAAGCUGUGACACACUUUUUAUAUUAUUUCCAGUAUUAACUGGUGUGAUCUUUGUUUACUAGAGACAAUUCAGUACAAUGUAAUACCAUUUAACAACACCACAAUCUACAAAAAUAACAAAUGACUUUGAUCUCCAACAAAAUCUAGAUGGUCUGUUGCUGUUCUGUUGCUUUACAUUUCACUUAGAUCAUCUGUAAUAAACUGGCAGCUCCAUAUGUCUGGAUACACUAAA
Messenger RNA from Acanthopagrus latus (yellowfin seabream), 1560 nucleotides. It is a transcript of the gene mettl21e, whose product is annotated as methyltransferase like 21e. The transcript is spliced from 5 exons. Lineage: Eukaryota; Metazoa; Chordata; Actinopteri; Spariformes; Sparidae. Bases 507 to 1238 code for a protein of 243 amino acids. Gene Ontology annotation, biological process: peptidyl-lysine methylation. Gene Ontology annotation, molecular function: protein-lysine N-methyltransferase activity. The record is from RefSeq and is a predicted model, not a curated record. Gene Ontology annotation, cellular component: cytoplasm; cytosol.